Molecule: messenger RNA, 760 nt
Organism: Rhopilema esculentum
Lineage: Eukaryota; Metazoa; Cnidaria; Scyphozoa; Rhizostomeae; Rhizostomatidae
Product: acidic phospholipase A2 PA4-like
Biological process (GO): phospholipid metabolic process; arachidonate secretion
Molecular function (GO): A2-type glycerophospholipase activity
Source: RefSeq, a predicted model, not a curated record
GUCUGAGUUUGUUUACAUGUGGAGUUAUUGAUACGAGUGGCGCUUUAAAACAGGUUGUGUGGGGUCAUUUUAAUGUUUAUCGGCAAAAAUCAAAACAGUUUCCAUUAUCUUUAAUCAAUACAAGGAACGCCUGCAAACAUGACGAAAGUAGCAGCGUUGCUCCUUUUACUUCUCGUUCAGACCUAUGCAGGGCCAGCAGAUGAUCUUCGUGAAUUGGAAGAAAUGGCAGAACAAGAGCUAGGAAGUGGGGAAUUGGAAAGCAAGGGAGAAGUUGAUAAACGCGUUAUAAUGCCAGGAACUUUGUGGUGUGGAAUGGGAAAUAACGCGGAGAACGAUAAUGAGCUCGGUGAGUAUGCCGAUGUCGAUUCCUGUUGCCGAGAUCACGACAAAUGCGAUCGAGCGGUCAAAGCAUUUGCAAAAAAGUACGAAUACAGAAAUUGGAGACCAUAUACAGUAAGCGACUGUGAAUGCGAUAGUAAGUUUCAUAAAUGUUUAAAAGAUGUCAAAGAGCACAAAAGAGCGUCAGAGAUCGUUGGGACGCUAUUUUUUAAUAUUCUCAAAAUGCCCUGUUUAAGGUUUAACACAUUUGGAUUAAAGGCAGAAAAAGGAUCAUCUCCGAACUUUUAAGCUCCGUGGGAAAAUGUCAAGGACUCAAAAAUGAACUUAGUAGUCUCGAAAAUGUAGUUGUGUAUAAUUCAGUUGUGAUUAAUACAGUCGUUCUAAAUGUAUCAAAAUAUCAAAUUACAUAGUGAGGGGUUAA